Messenger RNA from Sarcophilus harrisii (Tasmanian devil), 652 nucleotides. Its product is annotated as calmodulin-like. NCBI's taxonomy places the organism in Eukaryota, Metazoa, Chordata, Mammalia, Dasyuromorphia, Dasyuridae. The transcript has a single exon. Gene Ontology annotation, molecular function: calcium ion binding; enzyme regulator activity. Bases 68 to 517 code for a protein of 149 amino acids. The record is from RefSeq and is a predicted model, not a curated record.
UAUAAAUUAGUCUUUGUGAAACCACUGAGAGUGGAGGCUGACUGAUGGCAAUCUGGUUUCUAGUAGCAUGGCUGAACAACUGACUGAAGAGCAGAUUGCAGAAUUCAAAGAAGCCUUUGCUCUAUUUGACAAGGACGGAGAUGGUAGUAUAACAACAAAGGAAUUGGGAACUAUAAUGAGGUCGCUUGGGCAGAAUCCCACAGAAGCUGAAUUACAGGAUAUGAUUAAUGAAGUAGAUGCUGACGGUAAUGGUACAAUUGACUUUUCAGAGUUUCUGACUAUGAUGGCAAGGAAAAUGAAAGACACAGACAGUGAUGAAGAAAUUCGAGAGGCAUUCCGUGUGUUUGACAAGGAUGGUGACGGCUUUAUUAGCGCAGCAGAACUUCGCCACGUGAUGACAAAUCUUGGAGAAAAGUUAACAGAUGAAGAGGUUGACGAAAUGAUCAGGGAAGCCGAUAUGGAUGGUGAUGGCCAAGUAAACUAUGAAGAAUUUGUGCAAAUGAUGACAGCAAAGUGAAGACAUUGCAUCAAAUAACUUGUGCAAUUUUAUUUGUCUUUUCUUUGUAACUUCUCUGUAAGACGUUUCCCCACCCCUAUUCCACUGCAUGUGUAGGAAUUAGAAUUCUCAUUCCUCCAUGUUUUUUUCUCCUUA